Oncorhynchus nerka (sockeye salmon) is the source of this 9109-nucleotide messenger RNA. Its product is annotated as interphotoreceptor matrix proteoglycan 2-like. Gene Ontology annotation, molecular function: heparin binding; hyaluronic acid binding. The transcript is spliced from 21 exons. The record is from RefSeq and is a predicted model, not a curated record. Gene Ontology annotation, biological process: visual perception. The coding region runs from base 170 to 7687 and encodes 2505 amino acids. NCBI's taxonomy places the organism in Eukaryota, Metazoa, Chordata, Actinopteri, Salmoniformes, Salmonidae.
UUACACUGGGGGGAUAGCCUAGCUCACGAGGAAUAACCAGAGGAAUAGCCCUAUUUUUACACAAUGCUAUCAAGUGGAUGGACAGUAAACAAAACCCUAUUGUUGAUGAACUGAGAAGGAUUGAGAAGAUUUACUCUAGACUGGGGCUGCAUCUUGGAUCCUUUGAGAAAUGCCGGGGCUAACGAGGAACUGUGUUUUUUGGGUUGUGUCUGCCAUCCUUCUGACAGGAUACUUUGACACGGAUGCUUCACAUGGGGUUGCUAUGGAUAGAGGUUUGGUAGUGAAACACUUGAAAUCUCAAGACCCCUCUGGGAUUUCAAGACAACUGGAGUCAGAUGAAGGUCUGGAGGCCUUGACCCACAAUACAUACAAAGGAAAGGGUGCUAUUUCUAGACGAAAGCGGAAUAUUCUUUUCCCCAGUGGAGUGAAGCUUUGUUCUCAAGAGACUGUAGACCAGGCGAUAGAAAACCAUCUGAAGUACUUUCACCAGCGAGUGUGUCAGGAGACAGUGUGGGAGGCGUUCAAGAUCUUCUGGGACCGUCUACCUGAGAGAGAUGAGUACCAGGCCUGGGUUAACUUAUGUCAGGAUGGAACUGUCAGCGUGAUGGAGAUUGGCAGCAACUUCAGCCGAUCAGAGGAGCACGUCUCUCUUGUUAGGGCUAGAGUGGUGAUGACUGCUGCUCUGAAUAGCGAGCCCACAAGCUCAGGGUCCAAAGUGUGCAGUCCAACCGCAGCAACUCCACCAGAAUUGGCCACCACCCAAAAAGACAAUGAAGUCAUUGUCGUACAGCCAGACACCUUCCCAACCUUGCGAGGAGAUGUUGACGUCAUUCCUGUAAUUACUGCAGAGCCAGUUGAGGAGGUCACAGAGAUGGUCCCGCCAGAAACUACUGACUCUGUGACUGAAGAUGCUGACAUCGACGUCACCUCAGAGACCGACGAGACAAUACAGGAGAUAGGAGAGGACGCCACUACCGAAGCUGCCUUUGACGUCAACUCCGAAACAGCAGUUGAAGUCAUUGCUGAGACUAGCGAUGAGGCUGUCCAGGAGGUUAAUAUGGCUGCUGUUGAGGAAUCAUCCGAUGCUACCUCAGAUGACACUGUGGAGAUCACACCUGAACCUAUUGUCACUGUCAUCCACGAGCCCAUUAAUGAGGUAAUUGGGAAAAUGUAUGAGGAAGUAAUCUCAGAUACCACACACAAUACAGUGGAGGAGGCAGAAGAGGCCGCUGCAGAGGUCCCAUCAGAGGCUGCCGUUGAGAUCCCUGCAGAGGUCCCUUCAGAAGCUGCCAUCGAUAUGCCUGUUGGGUCCACAGACAAGGAUAUCCCAGAACCUGAAAUAAAAUUUAUUCCAGAAACUUCUUUGGAGGACAUUUCUGAAACCACUUCUGAAGCGCCUUCGGAGGCUGCCACAGAAAUCACUUCAGAUACCAUAGACAAGGAGAUCACAGAGGGUGCCACAGAAAUCACUUCAGAUACCAUAGACAAGGAGAUCACAGAGGGUGCCACAGAAAUUACUUCAGAUACCAUAGACAAGGAGAUCACAGAGGGUGCCACAGAAAUCACUUCAGAUACCAUAGACAAGGAGAUCACAGAGGGUGCCACAGAAAUCACUUCAGAUACCAUAGACAAGGAGAUCACAGAGGGUACUACAGAAAUCACUUCAGACACCAUAGACAAGGAGAUCACAGAGGGUACUACAGAAAUCACUUCAGAUACCAUAGACAAGGAGAUCACAGAGGGUACUACAGAAAUCACUUCAGAUACCAUAGACAAGGAGAUCACAGAGGGUGCCACAGAAAUUACUUCAGAUACCAUAGACAAGGAGAUCACAGAGGGUACUACAGAAAUCACUUCAGACACCAUAGACAAGGAGAUCACAGAGGGUACUACAGAAAUCACUUCAGACACCAUAGACAAGGAGAUCACAGAGGGUACUACAGAAAUCACUUCAGACACCAUAGACAAGGAGAUCACAGAGGGUACUACAGAAAUCACUUCAGAUACCAUAGACAAGGAGAUCACAGAGGGUGCCACAGAAAUCACUUCAGAUACCAUAGACAAGGAGAUCACAGAGGGUACUACAGAAAUCACUUCAGAUACCAUAGACAAGAAGAUCACAGAGGGUACUACAGAAAUCACUUCAGAUACCAUAGACAAGGAGAUCACAGAGGGUACUACAGAAAUCACUUCAGACACCAUAGACAAGGAGAUCACAGAGGGUACUACAGAAAUCACUUCAGACACCAUAGACAAGGAGAUCACAGAGGGUACUACAGAAAUCACUUCAGAUACCAUAGACAAGGAGAUCACAGAGGGUACUACAGAAAUCACUUCAGAUACCAUAGACAAGAAGAUCACAGAGGGUACUACAGAAAUCACUUCAGACACCAUAGACAAGGAGAUCACAGAGGGUGACACAGAAAUCACUUCAGAUACCAUAGACAAGGAGAUCACAGAGGGUACUACCGAAAUCACUUCAGAAACCAUGGACAAGGAGAUCACAGAGGGUGACACAGAAAUCACUUCAGACACCAUAGAUGAGAAGAUUAAAGAGGCUGCCAUAGAGAUCACUUCAGAUACCAUAGACAAGGAGAUCACAGAGGGUACUACCGAAAUCACUUCAGAAACCAUAGACAAGGAGAUCACAGAGGGUGACACAGAAAUCACUUCAGACACCAUAGAUGAGAAGAUUAAAGAGGCUGCCAUAGAGGUCACUUCAGAUACCACAGAUGAGGAGAUCACAAAGGCUGCGGUAGAAGAAAACAUCACUUUGGAGACCACUUCAGACAUUGCUACCAAAGCAACGUCAGAAGAUACUACAGAUGAGGAUAUUCCAGAGGAUGCAGCAGAAUUAACUCCAGACAUUUCUCCAGAGGACACUUCUGAGACAACAGAUGAGGAAGCUGCAGCAGAGUUGAUUCCAAAAGUUUCUCCAGAGGACACUUCAGAGCCUGAAGCUGCCAUGGAGAUCCCUUCAGAGGGUUCAGAUGGAGACGUUCAUGAGCCCCCUGUGGAGGACACCUCAGAGGAUUCAGAUGGAGACAUUCAGGAGCUCCCUGUGGAGGUCACCUCGGAGGCUACUGUAAAUGUUGCCCCAGAAGACACUGAAGAGGAGACCCCUGAGAUUUUAGAGGAAGUUAUCUCAGAUGCCACAACGCAUUUGAUUCUCGAGGGUACUGAGGAGAUCACUCCAGAGGCUGUACUAGAGGAUACUUUGGCCACUACUACUAAUGAAGUGGUAAUAGAGAUUGGUCCUGAGGAAGAAGUCACUCCAGAAACUUCCGUAAAUGCCGUUCCAGAGGAUGUAACAGGGAUCACUGAAGAAGCAACAAUAAAGGCUGAAGUCACUCCUGAGGCUGAAGUAGAGAUGAAGGAAGUUACGGUGGAGGUCACCUCAGAAGCCACUUUGGAGGUCACUCCUGAUGUUGAAGUAGAGGUAACUCCAGAAUAUGUAGUGGAGGAACCUCCAGAGGCUGAGGAGAUUACAGAAGAAACUGCAGUAGAGGACAAUCCCGAGGUGGAGAUAGAGGUAACUCCAGAGUCUACUGAAGAAGUUCCUGAGGAAGCAGAAGAGGUCCCUUUGGAGACUGCAGUGGAAGACACUCCAGAAGCUGUAGAAGAAAUCCCCCCAGAGACUGUAGAGAUAACUCUGGAAGCUGCUGAAGAAGACUCAACAGAAGCUGUAGAAGAAAUCCCCCCAGAGACUGUAGAGAUAACUCUGGAAGCUGCUGAAGAAGACUCAACAGAAGCUGUAGAAGAAAUCCCCCCAGAGACUGUAGAGAUAACGCUGGAAGCUGCUGAAGAAGACUCAACAGAAACUGUAGAAGAAACAGUUUCAGUGACUCCAGAAGAGAUAACACCAGAACCUUCAGAGGAGGAAAUUCCAGAAAAUUCUGAGGAGGAAAUUCUAGAACCAUCAGAGGAGGAAACUCCAGAGGCUUCAGAAGGGGUCCUAUCUGAGGCAGUAGUCGAGAUCACUCCAGAAGCUACAGAAGAGGCUUCCAAAAAGAUAAUUACAGAAACUACAGAAGAGGCUUCCGAAGAGAUCAUUCUAGAGCGUUCAGAAGCUGCAGCAGGGAUAACCACAGAGGCUGCAGGUGAGUCCACUCCAGAGGCGACACAGGAGGCUGCUGUGGAGAUUACUCAUGAGGUCACCACUGAAACUGGAAUUUUGACGGACACAGAGGAGAACAAUAAUGGCGAUCGUUAUAGGGAUGCAGAGGAGAACAAUAAUGGUGGUCGUUAUAGGGUCACAGAAGAACCAGAAGAAACAAAUGAUGACUUCCUGGGGAUCCAAGAUAUCAUAACAGAGGUGGAAAACACGCUGGGCAAUGAGGUCGAGGACAUCAUGACGAGGCCGUCCACACCCAUGAAGGAGCAGGUGGUAGAACUCAGAAUCCAGCUAAAGGGAGAGAACUACAACGACGCCCUGAGAGACCCCUCUAGCUUCUACUACCAACGCGUGGCCAAACAUUUCACCCAUAAGAUUGAAGAUGCAUUUGAAAGGUUACCAGGAUUCAAGAAGGUCUUUGUAGUUGAAUUCAGGCCUCAGAAGGACCUCCAAAGGGGUAUCUUGUCUGUGGUAGUCCACUACGCAGUGACUCUGGAAGUGGACGGGGCAGGCAUCAGUAACGAGACCAUGGACUACAUCAACCUCCAGUCCAACGUGGUGGAGAAGUCUUACCGUGACGCCGUUGAACGCCCCACUGUGGUCUACACCAUAACAGACUUCCGAAACUACAUCACUGAAGCCCUGCACAAGGAGAACUUCAUGAGCAACACAACUCUGGAUGUAGACCCCGACUCACUGCAGCAAGAGCAAGUUGAUAACUUGUUUCUGGGAGGGAGACCCACCACUAAACCAGAAGAGUCCAAUGACAUGAUGGACAAUGUUCUGGCUGCUGAGAAACCACCAGAUGCUCCUGGCCAAGACUUGGAUGUCAGCGACAUCUUCCUGAAGAAGGAUGAUUUCCUGUUUCCUGUGGACCCUUUGAAAGGCUCCGGGAGCGUUGUGGCCAGUGAAAAUGAUGUGUUCGUUCUGGAUGAAACCACCUUGCCACCCAGCACCACUGCUGUCCCUGCAGAGAAUAAUGGAAAUAUUGAAGAAAAGGGAUUUCUUCUCAGUAACACUCAGCAAGACUCUGAUACUCCCGAUGGGGAUGGUGUGGUCGGUGCUGGAGGCUCCUCUACCUCCUCCCCUUCACAACCACAGACCACAGAGGCCCCGGUCCCGGCACCUCCCAGAGUAAACCCAGAUUUGGAUGUUGGCUCUGGCUCCGGCUUCUCUGGGGAUGACCAAGGGGCUGACGUCGUCCCAUGGUUUCCCGUGACAACUGAGGAGACGGACUACAUAGAGGAGGGGGAGGAUUCUGUGGUGUGGGAGGUGCAGUUACCAGAAUCAGAAGUGGAACCGAAGGAGGAAGAGAAGAAGGAGGAGGAGAAGGGGGAAGAGAUCACCGAAUCUGUCCUGACUGAAUCUCCAGAGGAUAUGGGUCCUUUUGAGUCCCAUCCAGAAUCUGCCCCAGUUGAAGAAGAGCCACAAUGGCCUUUCUUGGACAGACUGCCUGUGACCCAAGACAUUAGUACCCGACCUGACUACACGACCACAGCUGAAGCCCCAGUGUUCUGGACCGCAGAGACCCUGACCGUGGAGCUCUCCAUACAAAAGCUGGAGUCCUCUGGGAUUUAUGACGAUUAUUACCCAAGCGAACCAUUCACCAUCAUAGCACCAGUCACUGAUUAUCCCUAUCCUCAGUUUUACACCACUGAGGCCCUGGUGUUGGAAGGGCCAGCAGCUGAGACCCAUGGUUCUGUUGAGGAGCUGUCGGAGCCAACCAGUCCAAUAGAGGUUGAACUCCCCACAGUUACUGAGUCACCUACCUUCAUAGACAUGGAGCUGUUCACAGUCAAGGAGUCCAUCUUCGAUAUGAUCACCUCCGAACCACCAGAGAUCGAAGCCUUCACCGACAGACCUUUACUCUUGGUGCCCGAUCCUGAGGAUGAAGAUGGAGAGGUGGAGAUCUUGGAGGAACAGGGGGCGGAGGUCGCAGGGCCCUUGGCCACAGUACUCCCAGCCCUUGACAUCUCAGAGGAGGACCUAGCUGAAGAUCAAAUCUUUGUUGUGGCUGCAGGUACAGCAGCCCCGGAAGUCAUAGAGUCUCAUAGCAUCUUAUCCCCCGAGAAGGAAUCUCCCUUCUCUCGUAUAUCUGACUCUGUACCAGAAGAGGAGGAAGCCACACACCAUCCAGCCACCACAGAAAUAGCACCACAUGGUGACAUUGAAAUCUCUGAGACACCUGAAAUUGCCCCAACAAUCCUACCUCCAUUCUUCCAGCCCACAUUCAGACCCACAGAAAACCUGCUUGAGGCAGCAGAAGAGUCAGAUGUUAGCAUUGAAGAAGGAGAUGUUAGCAUGGCGCUAGCACCCCCUUCCCCAGCUCACGACACAUACGAACUAGAAGUCGGCACUUCAAUCCAAGUGGUUGGAGACCCCGCACCAGACUCCCCCAUGUCAGAAAUUGACCUCACCUUCAACGUGUAUGACGGAAUGAGUCACAUGGACGGGGACAGCAGCGGGUACUCCAGCAUCGCCCACGGAUCAGACGUGGGCAGCAUCGCCAUGGCGAAGAGCCCUGGCAAGGAUCUGAUGGUGUUCUUCAGCCUGAGGGUGACCAACAUGAUGUUCUCUGAGGAUCUCUUCAACAAGAGUUCCACAGAGUACAAAGCCCUGGAGCAGAGGUUCCUCGAACUGCUCGUCCCUUACCUGCAGUCCAACCUCAGCAACUUCCAGAACCUGGAGAUCCUGAAUUUCCGUAACGGCAGCAUCGUGGUGAACAGCAGGAUGAAGUUCGGGAAGCCCGUCUCUCGGGGUGUCACCAACACUGUCUACCUUAUCCUAGAGGACUUCGCUAACUCAGCCUUCCAAACCAUGAACCUCUCCAUAGACAAAUACUCACUGGAUGUGGAAUCAGGCAACCAGGCAAACCCCUGCAAGUUCCAAGCGUGUAAUGAGUAUUCGAUGUGCACGGUGAACCGCUGGUCCGGGGAGGCGGAGUGUGUGUGUGACGCGGGUUACUUCAGCGUGGACGGACUGCCGUGCCAGAGUAUCUGUGACCUGCAGGAGGACUUCUGUCUCAACGAUGGGAAGUGUGAUGUCAUCCCCGGCAAGGGAGCCAUCUGCAGAUGUCGUGUAGGAGAGAAUUGGUGGUACCGUGGGGAACACUGUGAGGAGUAUGUGUCAGAACCUCUGGUGGUGGGCAUCGCCAUAGCGUCGGUGGCUGGCUUCCUAUUGGUGGCCUCUGGGGCAAUCUUCUUCCUGGCCAGAACUCUGAGGGACGGUUAUGACAAGGAGGAUUCAGAGGAUCCUCUACGAGAUCGGGACAGUGUGCCAUCCUUAGAGAGAGCCACCAAGUUCAACCCCAUGUAUGAGAGUGAUGUGGCCACGGCAGAGUACUACAGACGGUACGAAGACGACGUGCCGCACCACAGUACGGGCAGCGCAGACCCCUCUGUGGACCUCUGCAGUGACGAGAUACUCCAAAUCUACGACAACUCCGAGCUCACCAGAGAGCAAAUUCAGGACCGCCUAAGGAUAAUUGAGUUGUGUGCCAAAGACCGUCAGUUUGCAGACUUUGUACGGCAGCAUCAAGUAGCGCUGGACAGAAGAGCGAGCUCUGAAACAUAGGAAUGCUGGGGAGCCAGCUGAUCACUGUGAACCUCAAGAAACAUGCCUUUGUCUUUGACUUGAGAAAGAGGAAAGUGUCUUCUGUUGCCAUGGUGCUUCUGAUGGACUCUGCAGGAUGACCAGAUGAAGAGGAUGUAUAUUUAAAGAACAUCUUCUCUAUGAGGCGUGAUGUGUUGUGCUGUUGCAACGUGUCACUGACUCUGUUUCUAUGAUAUUUUUCUAAAGGGGGAGUGCACUGUAAAUACUUUGAUUUUUGUUGUUUCAGUUUUUUCUUCAGUUAUCACAGCCAUCACCUUAUCCUAUGAGCUAGCCUCCUGCUCAGCUAGCCAUCAAACAUCUAGAUACAGUUACUGUCAAAAAGGUUCGCUGCAUUUGCACCUCUUACUUGCACAAAUCUGUGAACAAACAACAAACAGACUUCAAUUGUUGUGUCCUUAGUUAGUUUGGACGUGUGGGUCCCUUCCUGCUCUGUUCUCCCUAAUCAUGGUCUUCUUCAGUGCCUUCACUUGGUUUCAGUUAGCAUUGUGGGGUGUUGUGUCCUGAAACGUAAAGCGGCUGCUGGCAGGACCCUUGAAGUUCACUGGAUGUCACUGGAAGGCUACUGUCCUGCAUGGAAACUAACUACUGGUUUAAUCAAUUUUGUUUCCACAUAAUUUCAACCCUCAAAUUCAAUGUGAUGAAGUUGAACUGUUUGGAGUAGAAAAGAGAAAUCAGAUUUUGUUCACCUAACUUUUAACAUAAAUCCAAUCGACUUGGUGACAUUUUUUGUUGAUUCCACAUUGAAUUCACGUUAGUUGACAACUCAACCAAAUGUAAAUCAAAACUAUAUGUAGAACUGACAUCUGUGCCCAGUGGGUACUGACUGGAUGGCACAGGCUAACGCUAUAUAGCCUCCACUGAAAUGAUCAAAUAUCCUGGUUGCUGUACUUACUUGAACAUGAUUUUGGCAAAAAGUUGUAGAUAAUCAAUUGUGUAGACAUAAAUUCAUUGUGUAUUUAACUGUUGGAAUGAAUAUAGAUUGAUACUCUGGAAUUGUGAUUGUUAGUAACCCCUUUUGGCCAUAGCCAAUAGCCCAUGAAAACAUGUUUCUCUGAGUUUUCUCAUUUCUCAAAUCUGACAUCUGCUGCUUUGGGUUAGUCCACGUAUCCAUGACGAUCCCAAGCAACCAUGACGAUCCCAAGCCUUUGUAUAUAUCAGGAGUCGACUGUAUUCAUCCACAUGUUUUGAUGAACCAAAUGUCCUCGACCCAUUGAAAAAGGGGUUAAAUGUGUACGUUGUCUCUGUUGAUGUGUUUUCUAUGUUUUCUCAUAGUUCAGAGACUAACAAGACAAUGGUGUUAUGAUCUGUGUUCUGUAUGUUAGACUUACUGGUUGAAAGCCAACAGACACUUUUUGUAAUAAAAUGGCAAUAUUUUUUACAAUA